AAAGUCGCAGAGGAGGGUUCAGAGGAGACAAAUUUGCCCUUAGCAUACACGGAUUUUUGCUCACAAGGGAACGAGGUGACUUUUUUUCCUCACAAGCAUACUAUCGUUUAGUCCAAAGGGUGGCAGAAACGUGUUUAGGUAAAGGAAACUUCGCGAUGUAAAAUGCCGAGCUUAUGGCGAAUCGUGUUACCGUAAUGGCUACCACUACCACAUAAUGCUAUUUCUUGUUAUCUAUUUUGAAAUCUGAUUCAUUUUAGAACACAGACAAUGGUUCUUUCAGAUAUCCACGAGUGCACGGUGUCAAAUGGCGGCUGCAGUCACAAGUGUGUUAAUACUGCGGGAGGCUACAAAUGUAAAUGUCCAGACCCGGAACUGAACUUAGCAUUGGACAACAAGACGUGUCACGGUAAAUAUUGGCGGAUACUACAAUUAUCAAGAAAAAUACAAAAAGAAGGAAAAAUCCUCCGUGUUAAGACAUUUCAAGUUCACUCAGUAGGUGUUGAUGUUCAGUGCAGGAGGGACAAUAUAACCAUCAUCAUCCCCAAGUCCCUUCUCCGUGGUAUUGACCGUGAGCACCUUCGACUCCUGAACACUACACGCAAAGCUAGAGAAACAAGCGCUGACUUCUCUUUUACAACACCGCUGACUGGCUGUAACACAACACGCAGGCAAACACCUACAGCUAUUGUUUACUCCAACACCGUCUUGGAAAUCCUUGUGGCUGCUGAGGAUGUCAUAACACGCGUGCGUGAGAUAGAAAUACAGUUCAGCUGUUUUUAUUCCAAGUAUGGCGUGGUAUCAUCGGUUGGUUGGAAGCCAAGUAAAAUAAGGUGUUGUUAG
This is a messenger RNA of Orbicella faveolata, 840 nucleotides long. RefSeq names its product oncoprotein-induced transcript 3 protein-like. The record is from RefSeq and is a predicted model, not a curated record. NCBI's taxonomy places the organism in Eukaryota, Metazoa, Cnidaria, Anthozoa, Scleractinia, Merulinidae.